Molecule: messenger RNA, 783 nt
Organism: Loxodonta africana (African savanna elephant)
Lineage: Eukaryota; Metazoa; Chordata; Mammalia; Proboscidea; Elephantidae
Product: transmembrane epididymal protein 1A-like
Exons: 1
Coding region: 1-783 (260 amino acids)
Source: RefSeq, a predicted model, not a curated record
AUGGGCACACUCCUGGGACACCUGGUUCCAGGCCUGGUCAUCUAUUCCAAUGGGCUCUACUAUGCAGUGGUGGUGUCCCGGGCCCUCCUGCGGGGCCAGGAGCAACUCUUCCCCCCACUGUCCCCAAAGCACAACCGAGGCCAGAGGUGGUGGCAACAAGCACGCAUGGAGGGAAUGGUGAAGGUAGGGGCUUUCUUGAUCCUGAUCUUUGGAGAGUUCUUCUUCCCACCUGGAACCAACUGUUUCCCCAUGGUGGACUGGAAGGACCCUCAGCAGCCUUUCCAGAACCACAAUUCAUGGGAGCAUGCCACCAUUUUUGGGUUCUUCCUGCUCAGUGGCCUGGUGGACCUCGUAAGCCAGGUGUGGCUGGCACAGCAGAGCAUAAAGCUAGAGCAAGCAGGCACAAUCUUGGCCUUGGUUGUGCUGUUGCUGCAAAUGGUGGCCCACAUUGAGCACAAGAAUGCCCUGGAGAUCCGUGUGCACAGCCUGCUGUUGCUCCCUGUCUUCCUGCUGGCCCUGGUGCUCACCACUGAGGUCUGGGUCCCUAGCCAGCCCUCGCUCUGGGUGUUCAAGACCUGGUUGCUGCUGGUGUUUGGCUCCUGGAUGCUGCAGAUGACCUCAGUGUUGUACACUCCACUCUCUGGACAGCCCUGGCGGGCUGAAGACCCCAUGGACCUCGCCUUCCUCACCAUCUUCUUCUGCUGGCACUUGGCCUUACAGGCUGCUGUGCUGGCUGCCAUCUAUGCCCUCUGCAGCCUCUGGCACCGCCGCUGCUCCUCCUAG